Closterium sp. NIES-65 is the source of this 405-nucleotide messenger RNA. NCBI's taxonomy places the organism in Eukaryota, Viridiplantae, Streptophyta, Zygnematophyceae, Desmidiales, Closteriaceae. The record is from the annotation of a GenBank genome assembly.
AUGGCUUUUCCGAGCCUUCGCGCGGGAAUCUCGCUCGUCGUGCUCCUCGUCACGAUAACGAGCAGCCACGUGGCAGCGAGCUCGCACCUGAGCGAGUUUGUGAAAACGACCAUCAAGUCCAAGCCUAUAGUCAUCUUUUCCAAGUCGUACUGCCCGUACUGCCGGCGCGCCAAGGCGGUGUUUCAGCAGCUGAACGUGCACCCGCACGUGGUCGAGCUCGACCAGCGCGACGACGGGCAGGACAUUCAGGACGUGCUCAUGGACCUCGUCGGCCGCCGCACCGUGCCGCAGGUGUUUGUGGGCGGGGAGCACAUUGGCGGGGCGGACGACACGGCGGACAGCUUCGCGGAGGGCACGCUGCGCAUGAAGGUGCACGCCGCCAUCAACACCCACUCCGACCUCUGA